GCCGCGUACGCGCGGGAGAGGGCUGCGCGCGCGAGGCAGCGAGCAGCCAGGAGUGGAAGGCGGGGUCGUCACGGCCGCAGCCUCCGCCUCUCCUGCUGCUUCUGCCGCAGCCCUAGGCGGCCGCCGGGCUCGUCUCCCGCCUCUGCCUGGGCGCUGCUGAGCCGCGGCGCGCCAGGCUGCUGCAGCAUGCCGAACCCCAGCGGCCUCGACAAGGCGCUGAAGAUGUCCUUGCAGAGGAAAACCAAGAUCCACUCGGCCGCUGGACCCAUUUGCUCCUCUUCGGGCUACAAGAAGGCAGAUGAUGAGAUGUCCGGGGCCACGUCCUCUGCGGACCAGGAGGAGGCAGCAGCCCGCACCAUUUACUUGAACCAGCCCCAGCAGAGCAAGUUCCACGACAACCGGGUCAGCACAGCCAAGUACAGCGUGGUGACAUUUCUACCUCGAUUCUUGUAUGAGCAGAUCAGAAAAGCGGCUAAUGCUUUCUUCCUCUUCAUUGCCUUACUACAGCAAAUUCCAGAUGUCUCACCAACUGGAAGAUAUACCACCUUGGUGCCACUGCUAUUUAUUCUCACGGUUGCUGGCAUCAAGGAGAUUAUUGAAGACUAUAAAAGACACAAGGCUGACAGUACGGUGAACAAAAAGAAAACAGUGGUUUUAAGAAAUGGGACGUGGCAGAAUAUUAUGUGGAAAGAGGUGGCAGUGGGAGACUUUGUGAAGGUCACCAAUGGGCAGCACCUCCCAGCAGACAUGAUCAUUUUAUCUACCAGUGAACCUCAGGCGAUGUGCUAUAUUGAAACAUCUAAUCUCGAUGGGGAGACUAACCUUAAAAUACGGCAGGGUUUGACCCAGACUGCUUGCCUCCAGUCAAAAGAAGAAGUGAUGAAAACAUCUGGGAAGAUAGAGUGCGAAGGGCCCAACCGUCACUUGUACGACUUCACUGGAAACCUGCGUUUAGAUGGCCAAAGUCCAGUUCCGAUUGGACCUGACCAGAUCUUACUAAGAGGUGCACAGAUAAGGAACACUCAGUGGGUUUUAGGAAUUGUUGUCUACACAGGACAUGAUACGAAACUUAUGCAGAAUUCAACCAAAGCUCCCUUGAAGAGAUCGAAUGUGGAGAAAGUGACCAAUAUGCAGAUUCUCAUUUUGUUUUGCAUCCUGCUCGUUAUGGCUCUAGUGAGUUCUGUGGGUGCCUUACUAUGGAACAGAACACAUGGAGAAGUCAUUUGGUACUUUGGCUCAAACAAAACAAUCCCAGGCAAUUUUGGAUACAACCUGCUCACCUUCAUAAUCUUGUACAACAACCUCAUUCCCAUCAGUCUGUUGGUGACUCUGGAAGUCGUGAAGUUUACUCAGGCUCUUUUUAUAAACUGGGACAUAGAUAUGUAUUAUCAUGAAACAGAUACACCUGCAAUGGCCAGGACUUCAAACCUUAAUGAGGAACUCGGCCAGGUAAAAUACCUGUUUUCUGAUAAAACGGGCACCUUAACAUGCAAUAUUAUGAACUUUAAGAAAUGCAGCAUUGCGGGAGUAACAUAUGGUCACUUUCCAGAAUUAGCAAGAGAAUGUUCAUCAGAAGACUUCAGUCAACUUCCUCCUUCCACCAGCGAAUCUUGCGAAUUUGAUGACCCAAGGCUGCUGCAAAAUAUUGAGAGCGAUCACCCCACAGCUACUCACAUCCGGGAAUUCCUCACUCUCUUGGCCGUGUGUCACACCGUUGUCCCAGAAAGAGACGGAAACACAAUCAUCUACCAGGCCUCUUCUCCAGAUGAAGGAGCCUUAGUCAAAGGAGCAAAAAAGCUUGGCUACGUCUUCACCGGACGGACUCCAGAUUCUGUUAUCAUCGACGCGCUAGGAAAAGAAGAGACAUAUGAGAUCCUCAAUGUAUUGGAAUUUUCAAGUGACAGAAAACGAAUGUCUGUAAUUGUCAGGACUCCGGAAGGGCGUCUGCGUUUGUACUGCAAAGGAGCCGAUAACGUCAUUUUCGAGAGACUCUCCAAAAAUUCCCUGUAUUUGGAGCAAACACUGUGUCAUCUUGACUAUUUUGCUACAGAAGGUUUGAGGACUCUGUGCAUUGCAUAUGCAGACCUAUCGGAAAACGCUUACCGGGAUUGGCUGACCAUCUAUAAUGAAGCCAGCACAAACCUGAAGGACAGAAAUCAGAAGCUGGAGGAGUGCUAUGAGAUCAUUGAGAAGGAUUUACUGCUUCUUGGUGCUACGGCCAUUGAGGACCGCCUUCAGGCAGGUGUUCCAGAAACGAUAUCCACGUUAAUAAAAGCAGAAAUCAAGAUUUGGGUCCUAACAGGAGACAAACAAGAAACAGCUCUGAACAUAGGAUAUUCCUGCAGGCUCGUGUCCCAGAGUAUGACUCUCAUCCUUGUGAAUGAAGAUUCUCUGGACGCAACGAGAGCUACACUGACUCAGCACUGUGCAAACCUGGGUGAUUCGCUGGGCAAAGAGAAUGACAUCGCUUUGAUUAUCGAUGGUCAGACGCUGAAGUACGCUCUUUCCUUUGAGGUGCGGCAGUCCUUUCUGGAUCUAGCGCUAUCGUGCAAAUCUGUCAUCUGUUGCAGGGUGUCUCCUCUGCAGAAGUCUGAAAUAGUAGACAUGGUAAAGAAGCAUGUGAAUGCCAUCACUCUGGCCAUUGGGGAUGGUGCCAAUGACGUGGGAAUGAUCCAGACGGCUCACGUUGGAGUGGGGAUCAGCGGCAACGAAGGCAUGCAGGCGACCAACUCCUCCGAUUACGCGAUAGCCCAGUUUUCCUACUUGGAGAAGCUGUUACUUGUCCACGGAGCCUGGAGUUACAAUCGAGUAACAAAAUGCAUAUUGUACUGCUUUUAUAAGAACGUGGUGCUGUAUAUUAUAGAGCUUUGGUUUGCAUUCGUUAAUGGAUUUUCUGGGCAGAUUUUAUUUGAGCGGUGGUGCAUUGGCCUCUACAAUGUGAUUUUCACGGCAUUGCCUCCCUUCACCUUGGGAAUCUUUGAGCGAUCGUGCACGCAAGACAACAUGCUUAGGUUUCCCCAGCUCUACAAAAUUACUCAAAAUGCUGAUGGGUUCAAUAGCAGGGUGUUCUGGGGUCACUGCAUCAAUGCUUUGAUCCACUCCAUCAUUCUCUUUUGGUUUCCAUUAAAAGCCCUGGAACAUGACGCGGUAUUUGCAAGUGGCCAGAGUGUAGACUACCUGUUUGUUGGAAAUAUAGUUUAUACGUAUGUUGUGGUGACCGUCUGUCUGAAAGCUGGCUUAGAAACCACAGCAUGGACAAAAUUCAGUCACUUGGCUGUUUGGGGAAGCAUGCUGCUCUGGCUGGUCUUCUUCGGAGUCUACUCCACCAUCUGGCCCAUCAUUCCGAUUGCACCAGACAUGCUGGGGCAGGCAGGAAUGGUGCUGAGGUGUGGAUACUUCUGGCUCGGUUUAUUUCUGGUGCCCACAGCGUGCCUUGUUAAAGAUGUGGCGUGGAGAGCCAUGAACGAACGGGACCACUUGUUGAAAAGGCUUGGCAGAAAAACCCCUCCAAGUCUCUUCCGUGCUCAUUCUGUCCAGCAAGGUGUCUCACACGGGUAUGCGUUUUCUCAAGAGGAGCACGGGGUCGUUUCCCAGUCUCAAGUCGUCCGAUCCUACGACACGACGAAACAGAGACCUGGCGUCGAAUAACGGCGGUCCUUUUGCUCGGCUGGUGGCUGGAGUAAUAAGAUCGGGAUCAAUGCGUCCACUGUUAAUACAUCCUCGACUAAGGUUGGCAACAGCAGCGUAAACACCAGAAAAGAAAACCCUUUUUACUGUGGCCUUAGCCAACGAGUUUGUUAUGUACGCUUCUCGCAGACCUUGAGCACACAUCGUAGGGCAAAUCCCUCAUCUGAAGCCGGCUGCCUUGCUCUGCCUCACAUUUGUUUACCUUGUUUAUGCAGCAAUUUGGCUGUGCUCCACGAGGUGUGAAAUUGAAAACCAUUUUGUUUUUGCCGCGGUUUUAAAAAGAAAGGGAAGCGGAGGGGUGGGGGUUGGGGGGGGAGAAGAAGUAGUAGUUCUGGGGGAAGAAGUAACAGAGGUUGUAUGUUCUGUGAGAGAUCAGCCAAAUUUGGAUAGGAGCGCUGGCAUUUCCUGUUUUGCCAUGCCCAGAUCCAAGCGCGCAAAGGGUGCAUGUAUGAAACCUUUGUAAUGUUCACUGUUUAUUUGACUGAAAGGCUUGCGGAGAGAGCUGGGAGGCCAGGAAAACAAAUGCAUCAUGGAGAGAGAGAGAGAGUGCGGGAGGGCAGGAAUGAUGGCCCCAGCAACAAACGUGGCCAGCUCUCUUCAGGAGAUACAAGCCAGCAUCAUAUAAAAUAGGUCGCAGAGACAUUGGCUAUGUAUGCAGCAGCUUAGUGGGGGGGGGGACACACCACUUACCAUAAGGCCUGCAGCACGCCCGAGCCACAAGUCUCUCCUGGGAGUGACAUAGUGGCUUGGGCACAUGCAGGCACCGUGCUGCCCAAAAGGGUAGCAUGGGGCUCACAUCCGCCCACCGCUGUGUCCUCAUCUGGAUGGCAGCUAUGGCGGGGAGGCAGCGAGCAGACUCCAUGCAGGCCCCAGCCAGAGCACCCUGCCCGGCUCGCCUGUCCCCACAGGUGGCUCACCCCGGGCGCCCGAUCGGCUAGCUACAUCGCUCUGUGUAUGCACACCUACAGAAUCCCCCUUGUGCCGCAAUAUCUAUCCAUCACCCUGGUCGUCUGCAUGGAGGUACGUGGGUGAUUUCUGCAUGGCGUUCUGCUCAAGAGGCAGCUCGAAACAGCAGUUUAGAAUGCAGCCUUUUCUCUGGACACCCAAAGCACCAGCAAUUCUAGUUGCUCUGCAUAUAUUUCCUGCGAUCCACAGAAAUCUUCUCCCAUCAUAUGCAAAGAAUGCAAAGGGAACAACCCAGCUUCCAAAGUGUGGGCUAGAUACAUGCCAUACAUUUAAAGCACAUGACUUGUGCCCCGCCCCCUGCAAAGGAUCCUGGGAACUGUUGCUGGUUAAGGGUUCCAGGAAUUGUAACCCUGUGUGGGGUAAACUACAGUUCCCAGGGUUCUUUGGGGGAAGCUACAUGCUUUAAAUGUGCCACAGAUGUAUGCUGUGUAGGCAGCCGUGGAUUUCGGCAUUUUGUUCCACUUUGCUCGCGCUCUUCAUACUGGCCUUUCUGAGAAGGUCCAAACAGCUGGUGCCUUAACAUCCUCUGCUUGUAGAACCAAUGAGCACUUCUGGGAGGAGAGGGGAGCAAGAGCCCAUUUUGGACGAACCUAUGCUCCCUGCAGCAGAAUCUUUUCUCCACCAGAUUGGUAAAAUAUUGCAGAUCCUUCAUUUGUUAUUACGUUGAGGUACCUCUUUUCCUCCAAGGAACUGAGGGCAGCAUACAUGGUUCUGUCCUCACAACAACCCUGUGAAUUAGGCUUGUUGUAAAGGGGAAGCCAAUGUGGGGAGAAAGGAUCUCCCAGAAAGAAAGAAAGAAAGAAAGAAAGAAAGAAAGAAAGAAAGAAAGAAAGGGUAGAGGAAAUGUACAAAUCAGAUACGAAUGAACCUGAUGCUGACCUAAGUUUCUCAUUUUCUGUUCAGCCCUAAGAGAAAUGGCUCAAGAAAAUCUUGAACAAGAAAAUCUCCAUCCUGGCAUAGCUACUUCAGGGAAAUAUUUUUCACAAAUAGCCAGAGAUUAUAUCUUACAAACAGCAUUGGCUUUAAGGUUGCCAGCUUUUUUUCUGGCAGGGCUCCUGUGCUUUAACAGCAGGACCACAGGGAGAAAUUCGGCAAAGGAGGUAGUAAUUGGGGGGGACGUGCCAGAUUUCCCUAUGUUGUGCAGCUGUUGAAAGCACAGAAACACACACACCCGCUGCCAGAGUGGGGGGGGGGAACGUUGACAUGCCUAGUUAGCAUUACAGUUGGCAAAGCACUGGUUCACCGGGCCACCAGAGGCUAGUUCCCACAGCCCUUGCUGCCUGGAGCAUGCAGCAUUUUGGUUUCCAGGUGUAUUUCUGAAAUGACAAGAAACACAGAGAACUCUUGCUUUGUUGAUGCCCCAUCCAGUCUUCUUCUAGAGCAGGAGCAGGGAACCUCUCGCCCUCUGGCUGUUGUUGGGCUGCUGUUCCCAUCAUCCCUAAAUCCAUUGGCCAUUCUGGCUGGGAGUUUGAGUCCAACAGCAUCUGGAGGGCAACAGGUCCUGGAAGAAGCACGAGCCCUUGGAUUCACCAAGUGCUGUUCUUCAAACAAUCCUUAUUCGUUCUUGUAGCCAGACUACGUUUCUGAACAGCAUAAUGUAAACACUGUUGCUUGUCUUGAGCCACAUUUCUCGGUUACCCCAUGCGCUGUGCAUAGGUCCUUAAAAUGCCGGCUUGGGGUUUGUUUUUGCCCUUUCCUUGACCGCCCUCUGGAGCUUAAAUAUUGAUUUAAGUGUAUCCGAAAAGCUAUCCGCAUAUGAAUAUUUAUACUCAUCAAGCCAAAGCAAAACAGCCUCUUGGCUCCCUCCCUGGCCGAAUCAUUCGAAAAGAUGAAUUCCAGUGCUUGAGUGCCACCAUCCAGUCCCUUCUUGGUGCCACCUCUGGCCUCCCCUCCCCACACGGAACCCAGAGCUUAAUGAUCCAGCAGCCUCCUGCAUGGUUUUGCUUCAACCAUAAAUGGAGGGGGGAGGUAGAAAUCUCUCCAUCCUGCUAGUUUGCAUUGCUAAUGGGGCAGGGGAGAAGGAGGGAGACAGACACAUUUAUGCAAAAAGGGAAAGUUGAAAGAAAAAAUGCCAAUAGUUGUGGAUGUCAAGGGGCCAAAUGUGAGUGUGAGAUUGUGUUUCCAUGUGUUUUUGUAAGCGUACGACGAGGAGAAGCAGUGUGACGAAGAUUCCAAGGGAAGUGAACAAUCUGGUCAAGGUGGAAACAAGCUAACUAGGACUUCCUAUUGAACUCAUUGGGACUUGCUUCUGAGUAGCGCUUCAUAGACUCACGCUUCAGAAUCACUCUAGCAUUUUCUAAUUUACAGAAUAGCUUAUGGGUCUCUUAUUCUCUAAUUAGUGCUAAGGGAUGAUGAGAGUUGUAGUCCAGCAACAUCUAGAGAGACACAAGUUUGCCAUCCCUGAAUCAGGGGCCAGCAAAGAUCAAGUGUUGUAAAGCCCCACUAAUUUCAGUGCAUGCAGAGAAUGAUUUUGCAGUUGAGAUGGACAGGAUUUAAAUGCAGCUAAGCUUUGGCUGACUCAUGCCCUAAGUCAGCAUGGAGACUGCAGGCCUGGUAGCACCAGGCAGUGUGGUUGGCCAACGGCCUGGCACCACCUCCUUUCCGCUGCCUCCAUCCACAUUGCCCAUCUGUGGAUAAGGAGAUGCUUGGAGGAUGGAGCAUGGGGGGGAGGGGGGGUGCGAGCACCCAUCACUCAUGAGACGAGGGCAUACUGAGGACCCAUGCCAAGGUGGGGCCAGUUCCCCAUUAGUAAGUUUCACUUUCUACAAGGGAAAGCACAAUACCAGAUGAGCACCUAAAAUCUAAGAGAGCCUCUGCCAACCUGGCGACUUCCAGGUGUUUCGGAUUACGACUCCCAUCAUCUCAGACCAUUGGCCAUGCUGGCUAGGACUGAAGGGAGCUGUAGGCCCAAACACCAGGUUGCAGAAAGCUGAUCUACAACUAAUUCCAGAUACUCAGCUAUUUCCAUGCAAUAUUCUUCAAUACAAUAGCCCCCUCCCCCUUUCAUUAGACUGGAUACGAUGAGCAUUUCUGGCUCAUACAGUGAGACAAGGGUGUGAGAGAAAGAGAGAUAGCACAGAAAGAAAUUAUUUUACUCAAACUGGAGGCAGAGGAUAGCUGAAGGCAGUGAAACAAGGAUCUCUGCUUGUCUCUGGUAUGUAGGACAUGCAGGGCUUUCUAUUUUGUUUCUGCAAUAACAACGCUGAUUCCGAUUAUAAGGAUACUUAGCUUUUGAAUGGUGCUGUUGAUUUUUCAGAGUAUUCACAUGACGUAUCUUGUCACAAGAACCCUGCGAGGUCAGGGGUGAAGCACACGUGUUGCAUGCAGAAUGUCCCAGCUCCAGUCUAUGACACCCCCAGGUAGGACAGGGAAAGGCUCCUGCCUAACAUCCUCAAGCGCCACUGCCAGUCAGUGUAGUGCAAGGUGGACAAAUGGUCUGGCUCAGUACAAGAAAAUUACCUAUGUUCAUUAGAGAAGGUCAGUAUUAUUACCAUCCCAGCCAGGUGGGUGGGGAAUAAAUAAUAAAUUUUAUUUAUUUAUCAUCAUCAUCAUCCCCCAUAUUGCAGCUGAGGCUGAGAUGCAGCAUCCUACCUUGUGUGUUUGUGGCAGAUGUGAGAUUCAAACCAGGGAACUCCUGAUUUGUAGCCCAAUGGCUUGCUUCUCUGCUACGCAUGGAAAACCUGUUUGACCAGUGGAACCAAAGAAAUGUAUACUGUAUUUUCCGUCUCUAAGAUGCCCCCAUGUAUAAGACGCCCCCUGUUUUGGGGGACUCAGAUUUAAGAAAAUGGGAGGGGGAGAUGGCCCAGGGUAUAAGACGCCCCCUAAUCUUUGACAUCAUUUUUUAAGGAAAGGAACCUAGUCUUAUACACAGAAAAAUACGGUAAGUGUAUGGGCAAUCGGAAGCAAUGUGGCCCCUCUCUCAAACCCUUUCCAACUCUCUUAAAAAGUACUUUCUCCAUCCUGCCCCAGAUAUUCGCUUAAUCAGGCAAAGUGAGCAGGGUUGGGAAGGAGGGGCUGUCUAUUGACAAGAUUUAUUUUCCUACCAGAGGCGAUGGGGUGCUGUCAUUCUGACCUGUCUCUGAACUGAGGUCAGCCAGUGUCACAUUCAAGCUCUCUGCAGAGUAACUAGUGAGAUACUUGUGUUAGGUGCAUGCUCAACUGAAAUUACACUCAGUUCUUGUCAUGCGGCUAUAUAGUAUGUGACAUUAGGCCCAGCAGGUCAAACCUUUGUCAGCAUGGGAGGAGACCUUAAUCUGGAUCUGGGUUAAUCCUGCAAAACCCGCCCAGGUCAUGACCUGGCAUUCUUCACGUCCCCUGAAAUCAUUCCAAACACAAACCUAUCCUAUCAUCGCCUUCCUUGACUUCUCGUCUUAGUGAACAAGCCAAUUGUGAACGAGAGAGCGCAUCCUGGCCACAUUAUCGGCCAAAGGGAAAUCAACCCCUUGUACAAACAUAUUCCGCAUUCAUUGGCCGAGAGUCACCUUUGAAAAUGUUGCAGAAAAUUGUUAUCAGCUCAACAGGGUAGCGAAGCUGAAUAAGAUAAAGCUUUCUGCUUGGCAGUCUAGAUUAAGGAUUCCAUGCUGAUAAUUUUUUAAAAAAUAAAAAUGUUGAGAAGAAAGGAAAGGUCUCCUUAGCAGCUCUCUGCAUUGACCAACCUGCCAGCUUUACUUGAACAGUCAGGGGAGAAGCCAAAUGCCUGCCUUCCCUUGUUAAAAAACAGAUACGGCUUGUUCCUUUGGACAAAUAUAUGAUGCUGUGCCAGGGCCAGCAUGCAAGAGAUGCCAUUCCUUUAACAAGUGUCUUGUCACAAAUUAAAAAACAUGGAGCAGCGUUUUGAGUCAAGCUCUGCUGAGAAAUCCAUUGACGUUUUCUGUUUCUUGACAGGGCUCCUGGUCUUGCUGUAGGGAGCUACCAAGGGAAGUCAGUAAUAACUUGUCAAGAAGAAACAGUGAAUUGCUAAUAAAACUAUUGGAGUCAAGGCCGGUUGCUAGAGGAAUCUUUUUUUUAAUAUGCCAGCAGAGCAAAUGUGAAGUAUAUGGACUGUAAAUUAAGAUAACAGUCUAGCCUUGCUAAUCUGCACUUUGCAGACCACACACUUUUUAAGGCACAAAAAAGAAAAUCUAUACUUUCUCUCUAGUUCACAGCCAACUGUUUUAAACAGCAGAUGCUGGAGCAAAGUCUCCAGUUACUGUGGUUACAUUAUUUUUAGAACAAGCAGGGCUGUGUUUACCAGCGGAUGAUUGGUUGUUAUCCUAAAUAAUUAAAACCAAAGUAAGUUUGACAAAAUAGUGCGGUUCGCCUUGCAUUAUUUGUGGUUCUUUGCUUCCAGCAACAGAAUCCCCUGAGCACAAAGCUGGCAGAGAGUUGUUGGGAUGCCCCACACAGAACUGAGAUUUGCUCUGCGGUUCUUACACUGGGAAGUAGACAGAUCACUUCAAGGAAGCGCAGACAUAGCAGAAGCAGGAAAGAGCACAGGCAGAGUGGGAAGAGAAAGGUGGAAACUGGAGGAGGGCAGUCCAAGAAAGACAAAACAUAAUAAAGUCCUAUAAAGACAGAGAAACAUAUUGGGAGAAAAACUGUCAGAGGAGGAUUUCUGAAAGUAUGCUACGUGUGGCUUGAAAUUGCCACCAGGAUCUGCAAAUAUUAGUUAUCCUAUUUACAGCCCUGUCACUUUGCACCACAUAGAGUGUGAUUUGCUUGAGUGUAUUUACAUAGGAAAGCAGGGCAAACAUCUAAAGCAUGGCCCACAAUUUAGAACUCAAAAUGUGAUGGAUCGGGGUUCCCAAACUGCAGUCCACCAGCUUCAUCCACGUAGACUGUGGCACGUGCAUGUUAAAUAUGCAUAUCGAUUUUGAAUAGUAUUUGUAUUGCUUCUUGUAUUUUACAGAAGCACAUGGAAUGCACAUUGCAGAACAUUAAAAUACAACAUAAGAAAUAAAAGAAGCAACAAAAAUUCAAUUAAAAACCAUACAGAAUCUAGCACAGUGCAUUGUGAUGGCUACAGCCGGGGGGGGGGCAUUAGCAAUUUUCAAGUGGUCCAUGGCGGGGGGGGGCAGGUUUGGGAACCACCCUAACAGAUGAACAGCAGCAUCUAUAGUGCAAUCCUACCCAUGUCUACUCAGAAGUAAGACCCACCGAUUUCAGUGCUGCUUAUCCUCCCUUGUAAGAGGGUAAAGGAUUGGAGCCUCAGGCAACACUACCAUGUCGGUGGUUGGCUAAGCCACCUCUCCCUGAACACCCAGACUUCUCAUCAACAUCACUUCUUUUUGGUCUGGAUUUAGGUUCAGCCUGUUCAUUGUUGCUCAUCUCCCUAACCACUGGCCCCAAACAUUCACUAGAACGUAUCUGCAUGAUUCCAUCCCUCUUUUCGUUCCACUUUAAUGACAUUUACACAUGGCCUCUCUAGCAUGAGCAAGAGUGGGUAUUUUGAGAGUGAGGGGGGUGACACAUGUGAAAAUGGUCCCAGUUACGUUUGAGGAGGCAUGAACAGGAGAGAAAGAGAAACCUAAAAUCCACUGUUCUUAUGUAGUCUUUCACAAACUGUAAUACUUUGUAAUGUUUCUGUGUAAAGGAGCAAGAGCAUAACUGUAUAAUUUCCAUACAUACCUGGCUUUACUGCACUUAUCAUUCAUGUAAAUAAAAAGCCUUACCUUUAUUUUAAAAAAAAAAAGUACUCUGAGGAACUAUUGUCUUCUCUUUCAGCUUAAGGCUCAUGUAUCUGAACUUGAAACUUACAUUUAGCUUAUGGUGGAAGAUACUUGCUCCUGAAUGCCUGCAGACUGUUCCACAUUCUUUCCUCUUCUAAAUGCAUCAGGGCUUUUUUUUUU
This is a messenger RNA of Podarcis muralis (Common wall lizard), 11480 nucleotides long. RefSeq names its product ATPase phospholipid transporting 8A2 (gene ATP8A2). Gene Ontology annotation, molecular function: ATPase-coupled intramembrane lipid carrier activity; magnesium ion binding; ATP hydrolysis activity. The record is from RefSeq and is a predicted model, not a curated record. Lineage: Eukaryota; Metazoa; Chordata; Lepidosauria; Squamata; Lacertidae. Gene Ontology annotation, cellular component: trans-Golgi network; plasma membrane. Gene Ontology annotation, biological process: phospholipid translocation; neuron development.